AUGGAUGUCUUCUGGGCAGCCCCUCCAAUCUCCAGGACACUGACUGCACUAGCUUUCUUCGAGGGUCUGGCGGUUCACGGGAAGCUUAUACCCGGUUUUAGAUUUGUCUUUAUACCUAAACUUAUUUUCACAUUUCCUCCAGAACCAUGGAGACUGAUCACUCCUUUUUUCAUUCCUGAUGGAGGAGUUCAUUUCUUCUUCGAUCUCUAUUUCCUAUACACAUACGCAAGCGGCCUGGAGAGAGGUGCUCCACGCUUCGCUUUACCAGGUGACUUUACUGUCUACCUCAUCUUCGUGUGCACUGUCAUCAUGAUCACUGCAUAUUGGUACAUGUCGGCCGUGGUAUUCACCAAAGCCCUGAUAGUGGCUCUCACACACACCUGGUCGCAGGUGAAUCAUGGAAGAUACGUCAGCUUUUAUGUGAUGCAGAUCAAGGCUGAAUACCUGCCGGUGUGCCUCCUUCUUCUCGACAUAGUGAGCGGGGGGUGGCCUGCUGCCGUUAUGAGCAUGAUUGGCAUCUUUGCAUCUCAUUUAUAUGACUUCUUUACUCGGCUCUGGCCGCUCUUUGGUGGAGGAACGAACUAUCUCAAGACCCCAACAUUUGUGCAUAGGCUCUACGGAACGACGGUCAGAGAACAGCGAUCUCGUGGACUCGUUCCACCUACUAGUUUAUCCAGCCAGACUUCGUCCGGUCAAUCUUCGGCAAGAGAUGAAGCCGCUGGUUCUGCAUGGAGCAUGAGAGGUGCUGGACGGAGACUCGGUGGCAAUUGA
Talaromyces marneffei is the source of this 771-nucleotide messenger RNA. RefSeq lists its product as uncharacterized. Gene Ontology annotation, biological process: endoplasmic reticulum unfolded protein response. Gene Ontology annotation, molecular function: misfolded protein binding; ubiquitin-specific protease binding. The transcript has 5 exons. The record is from RefSeq and is a predicted model, not a curated record. NCBI's taxonomy places the organism in Eukaryota, Fungi, Ascomycota, Eurotiomycetes, Eurotiales, Trichocomaceae. Gene Ontology annotation, cellular component: endoplasmic reticulum membrane; Hrd1p ubiquitin ligase ERAD-L complex. Bases 1 to 771 code for a protein of 256 amino acids.